AACAUUCCGACUUCAAAAACCUUCCAAGAAACCAAACAACCACCGUGUAGUUUUCUUUCUUCUCCCCCCUAACAAUCAUCCAAUUUCAAUAAUGCUAAGGAUUUGGUUUUAGAGAGGGACAGAACAAUCACAUACCGAACUCCGGCCACAAUGGCCCCCAAGCUUAAGAAGGUGUUCGGCGCCGUCAAGGACCAGACGAGCAUCACUCUCGCCCUCGUCGCCUUACGGGGCUCAUCGACAUCCUGCCUGCUUGCCUCCCCUCCCUGCCGGCCUGCCGUGACCAAAACCUCCAACUGGGUCGUCGCCUUGAAAACCCUAACCGUCAUCUACACCACAAUGCUCGACGGCGGCCCCGACUUCCGGCGUGAAGCGGCCAUGCACCGCCUACUCGACCUAUCGUCCUUCCGGUCGUCCCCUUGGGACUUCACCGCCUUCGUCCGGACUUACGCUCGCUACCUCGAUGCUCGACUUCAGGCGUCCCUCCAAGGCUAUAUUUCCCUCCGUCGUCGUCGUCGCCGCUGCCCGACUGACCUGAAACCAGGAAUUUUGCUUGACCGGAUCCAGCACUGGCAACAGCUCCUUGACCGGGCAGUUGGAACGAGGCCUACCGGACUGGCGAAGACGAACCGGCUCGUGCAGAUCUCACUCUGCUCCAUCAUCCGCGAGAGCUUCGACUUGUACGAUGAUGUUGCCAGAGGCAUAUCUCUUCUUCUCGACAACUUCUUCCAGCUUCCUUACCCUUCAUGCGUAGCCACCGUCGAGGCGUGUAGAAAGACGGCCAAAUUGUUCGAGGAUCUCGACGAGUUCUAUGCACUGUGCAAGAAUAUGGGCAUAUGCAGCUCUUCAGAGUACCCAACGGUUCAGAAGAUAUCAAAGAAGUUACUCCAGAGGCUCAAUGAUUUCCUAAGGGGUCAUAAGGGUGCCACUCCACCACCAAGCUAUACCGAGAGCCCCCAGAGAUUGCUUCUUGGAUCACCGUCGGAGUCUGUGUUGGACUCGAUUCUACCAAGAAGGGGGAAGGAACCGGAAUCAGAGAGGGUGUCACGAAACCCUAGCAGUUGCCAGGGUUCAAUAAAUCCGUUCAUCAUCGAAGACGAUGAUAGGCGUUGUCUUUCGUUUCGUUCGUAUCGAGCAUCGAGUGCAAGAGAUGAGGAGAGAGGGUCAGCAAGAAAGUCAUUCGAGAAAUCGGCAUGGAUACAGAACAAGUUGGAUGGGGAGGCAAGGCAAAAGCUCAUUCAAGAGCAGGAGCAAUGGGUGAAGCAUCAGAACAGGAUCAUGGAGAGAAACCUAGCAUUUCUAUAAAUUGUCUGCCACGGGAUAUACAGAAGAAGGAUAAAGAUAAGAACACAGUUACCCCCAAGAUGGGAUUUUGAGAGUAUACAAAUGAAACGAAUACGUGUAGAACUGAGACUAUGACGUUCAGUUCAAUGAAUGAUGUUUCAAUUCAGAUAAUUCUUUCAAAUGAACGCAUUCAGCAAAUUUAUAUAGCAAUGAGGUAUAACUAGCAAGCAU
Molecule: messenger RNA, 1512 nt
Organism: Asparagus officinalis (garden asparagus)
Lineage: Eukaryota; Viridiplantae; Streptophyta; Magnoliopsida; Asparagales; Asparagaceae
Product: putative clathrin assembly protein At2g25430
Biological process (GO): clathrin-dependent endocytosis; clathrin coat assembly; vesicle budding from membrane
Cellular component (GO): clathrin-coated pit; clathrin-coated vesicle
Molecular function (GO): phosphatidylinositol-4,5-bisphosphate binding; SNARE binding; clathrin heavy chain binding
Source: RefSeq, a predicted model, not a curated record